ACAACACUGUCAUAUAACAUACAGUUCUGAACUUGAUUUUACACUAUUUAUCAACACAUAUGCAGAAAGGGAAGGGAGAUCCACAGAGACCAUUGUUCAUUUCCAUCCUAGACAGCAGGCAGUGAUUAAAUAUGCCACUUCUGCUCCACUAAUUCAUUCACUUUGAAAUUCUGCUGCCGAGCAGAGUGCAUCUUUUUCUGUUAAAGGGCCACAUUGUUUUCACAGGACUUUGGCCUCAUUAGCAGGAGUAGAUGCUUGGUGUGGGGGAGGGGAAUCCGGCCACAGAGACAUUGUGUCUUUCUGUCCAUAAUGAUGUGACACAGUCAAUUUGGAGAUGCUUAUGUUGAUUGGGGGGUGUCGGCAAAAACAUUUGGCCAUUUACUUCUGUGUCCUUCGAAUGUCAUUGUCCAUGCAUAUGUCUUACCUACCAAAAUGGACAACGCAUUUCAAGAUGAGUCUCUUGGGACACACAAUUAGACUUUUCUGUCUUUUUUCCUGUGAAUAUUUUCCCUGAUGAGGUCAGCUGUCUGUAUUGCAGCUGUACCAAAGUAUGAAAAACCUGUUGCCUUCUGUUCUUCUUGGGAUUCCCUAAUACUACCGGGACCAUCCAUUCUCGGGAUGAAGGUAGCAUCAACUACGUGAGUAUUAAGUACUGAGAGAGACUCUGGGCUCACGUAGCCUGGUCUAAAGGCUUAUCAGAGGCUAAGCCAGAAGGGAAAAAAACAGUAAAGCUAGUCUCAGUCGACCAGAGGUACGGGCACAAGGCCAUCUGUCCAUUCUCUGAAUACAACUGACAACAAAGGAGGGCAACUCCGCACUCAGGGAAUCAUACACACUCUGGAGCAGCAAACGUUAACUCAUCUUGGAUUGAAAGGGUAAGAAGAGUUGGUGAAGAACGUAACUGGCAUCUUUGCGCUGUCUCAACCUCCAUCACUUCUCAGCUGUUCACAAGUUCCUCUGCUGCUGGAGUGUCAUGGAAAGAGGGACCGCAUUUCAUUUAACAGCUUAUAUACAGUCUGUUUGAAGCAUCUAGACCCAAGAGAAGAAUGAAUAUGAAUGAGAAGGAGGGAGGAGUAUUGGAGGGGGGGCUAAAUGUCACCCUCACCAUCCGCCUGCUAAUGCAUGGAAAGGAAGUUGGAAGUAUCAUUGGGAAGAAAGGAGAGACUGUCAAAAAAAUGAGAGAGGAGAGUGGAGCCCGGAUUAAUAUAUCUGACGGUUCCAGUCCAGAGCGCAUUGUCACCAUCACUGGACCGUCUGAGGUCAUUUUCAAAGCCUUUGCCAUGAUUGCAGAAAAGUUUGAGGAGGAUAUCCUGGCAUCCAUGAUAAACAGCACUGUGACAAGCAGGCCUCCUGUGACACUGCGUCUCGUCUUCCCCGCCAGUCAGUGCGGUUCACUCAUUGGCAAAGGAGGCUCGAAGAUCAAAGAGAUCAGAGAGAGCACAGGUGCCCAGGUCCAGGUCGCAGGAGACCUACUGCCUGAUUCAACCGAGAGAGCUGUGACCAUCUCAGGCACCCCCCACGCCAUCACACAAUGUGUGAAACACAUCUGCACCAUCAUGCUGGAGUCACCACCUAAAGGAGCCACCAUUCCAUACCGACCCAAACCCUCCGCAGGUGGCAGCCACACAGUGUUGACGCAACCACAUGCUGCGCCGACAUUUGCUAUUCCAGGACAGUUUGCCAUUCCACCCCAAGACUUGACCAAGCUUCACCAGUUGGCUAUGCAGCAUAUCCCCUUUACCUCCCUUGGGCAGAGCAACCCCACCUUCCCUGGUCUGGAGGCCUCCAUUGCAACCAGUUCUCAUGAGCUGAGCAUACCUAACGAUCUCAUAGGCUGCAUCAUUGGCAGACAGGGCAGUAAGAUCAAUGAGAUUCGCCAGAUGUCUGGUGCCCAGAUCAAAAUUGCCGGGGCUACAGACGGUUCGGCAGUGCGCCACGUCACCAUCACAGGCUCCCCAGCCAGCAUCAGUGUGGCUCAGUACCUCAUCAGUGCGAGUUUAGAGAUGGCUAAACUGAGCAUCCAGGCUGCAUCAUCCUCCUCCUCCAGCACACCUAUCGACCUCAGCCUGGGCUUCCCCCAGUCCACCUCCUCUGCCUCCACACCCUCUUCCAUGGCCGUCCUGGCUGCUCCCCCCUCUGCUAUUAAUGUCCACUCCCCCUCGUCCGUCUCCUCCAUCCCCGGUGCCCACUACGCAUUGCCUGUUUCCAGCCUGUUUGGCAUGAAAACCGUCCCCCUGCUGGCAGUGCACGCAGCCACCUCCGCAGGCCUUCCGACCGGCCUCACCCCCUACACCGCAAAGAUCCCCACCUCGUCCAGCAUCAAAAAAUCAGAGCGGCAGAAGUUUGCCCCAUACUGAGCGGCCAUGGUCUUUAAUCUCAUCAGUUAUGUUGUAUUUCUUUGUUAUUCAUUCAUGAAUAUUAAGUAGAUUGAAAGUGUUUCUCCCCGCCCCCUCUGUUUUUUAAAAGGACCUAUUAUGCUUUUUUACAUUUUCAACUUUCUUUAGUGUGUAAUGUUGAUGUUUGAGGAAA
This is a messenger RNA of Megalobrama amblycephala (Wuchang bream), 2529 nucleotides long. RefSeq lists its product as uncharacterized. The transcript is spliced from 14 exons. Gene Ontology annotation, biological process: regulation of gene expression; regulation of RNA metabolic process. Lineage: Eukaryota; Metazoa; Chordata; Actinopteri; Cypriniformes; Xenocyprididae. Gene Ontology annotation, cellular component: cytoplasm; nucleus. The coding region runs from base 1047 to 2357 and encodes 436 amino acids. Gene Ontology annotation, molecular function: mRNA binding. The record is from RefSeq and is a predicted model, not a curated record.